Molecule: messenger RNA, 210 nt
Organism: Chiloscyllium plagiosum (whitespotted bambooshark)
Lineage: Eukaryota; Metazoa; Chordata; Chondrichthyes; Orectolobiformes; Hemiscylliidae
Source: RefSeq, a predicted model, not a curated record
GAGACCGAGCGAGAGAGCGCUAGAGAACGAGAGAGCGCGCGAGCAAGAGAGCAAGUCAGCGAGAGCGCGAGGGAGCACGAGACAGCAAGAGAGCGCGAGAGAGCAGCGCGAGAGCGAAUCAGCAAGAGCACGAGCGAGAGAGCGAGAGAGAGCGAGCGAGAGCGAGAGAGAGAGCGAGAGAGAGAGCGAGAGAGAGAGCGAGAGAGAGAG